CACCCGCCACCUACCAAUCGAGCCACAAACCCGGUACAGGAACCUGCAAAAUGGCAAAGUAACGCGCGUUUUAUUGUUAAUUUCGCCCAAUUGGCCCGACUUUUAAUUGAAUUAAAUGGGGCGGUUCGGCGCGUUUGGCCCUUUGGAGCGCUCGUGGCCCCCCAAAACAAAUGAAACAUUGACAGUUACAAACAACUGUCACGUUGGUUAGCAUCUUCCCAACCGGACGUAAAAUGGAAAACAGCGAGGAAGUGGCUAAUGUCCCGCCGGAAAAUGGUAAGAAGCCCCCCAAAGCCUCCACGUCCAACGACGAGAAGGCCCCCGACAGCUCCGACAACACGACGCAGCAGAAGCCCAAAGUGGCCAAAGCCAAGAAACGGAAGAAACCGAAAGACAGCACGGCCCCACGGCACCCGCUGACCGGGUAUGUGCGGUACUUGAAUGACAGACGGGAGACCGUGCGGAGCGCCAACCCCACCUUGUCGUUCGCCGAAAUCACGAAAAUGCUGGCAAAUGAAUGGACGAAUUUGCCGGCGGAUAAAAAACAACAGUAUUUGGAUGCUGCAGAGCAAGACAGGGAGCGGUACACGCGGGAAUACAAUGCCUAUAAGCAGACGGAAGCUUAUAAAUUAUUCACGCAGCAACAGAAUGAGAAAAAAAUGAAGGAGAGCAAGGAGGAGAGCAAGAGCUCCGUUCAGCCGGUCAUCAACAAGGAAAUCCCCGAUAUGGAUUUCGGUAAUUUCGACAUCCCCAUCUUCACGGAGGAGUUUCUCGAUCACAACAAAAUGCGAGACUCGGAACUGCGCCAGUUGCGUAAAUCGAACACAGAUUAUGAGCAACAAAACGCAAUUUUGCAAAAACAUAUCGAGAAUAUGAAGGACGCCAUUGCCAAGCUCGAGUCUGAAAUCUCGCAGCAGGAGAAAAAUAACGCGUCUUUGCAAAAACAUUUGGAUCAUUUAAGGGGCACGUUAACCAAUGGUUUUUCCGGUGUGAAGCUCCCAGGGGUCAAAGAAGUCGCAACGCAGCAAAAUAUCGACUCGUACAUGACAAAUCUGCAUUCGAUUUUAUUGGAGAACAGUAGUCAUGACGCGAACCUUUUACAUACUGUUAGGAAUAUUGUCGGGCGGCUUGAGUUCAACGGAUGACAAACAAGUCGCGCUUCCAAGAGAAAACGAAAAGUUAAGAAGAUCACGUAAUUUUUUAUAUAGCAGUUUUAUUUCACUUUCAGAGUGGGUUUUAUGAUUUGAUUAGUUAUGAUGGUCCUGUGAUUCAUACGUUAGGUAUUGUGUAAUUACUACUAAGUAUUUAGUAGUUCAAUUAAUUUAAUGUAUUUAAUAUUCCGUCAAUAAAUUUCGCAAGAUAUUUAUGAAA
This is a messenger RNA of Tribolium castaneum (red flour beetle), 1371 nucleotides long. It is a transcript of the gene Hmg-2, whose product is annotated as High mobility group protein 2. The transcript is spliced from 3 exons. NCBI's taxonomy places the organism in Eukaryota, Metazoa, Arthropoda, Insecta, Coleoptera, Tenebrionidae. Gene Ontology annotation, biological process: regulation of gene expression. Gene Ontology annotation, cellular component: nucleus. Bases 234 to 1145 code for a protein of 303 amino acids. The record is from RefSeq and is a predicted model, not a curated record.